This is a messenger RNA of Brettanomyces nanus, 2052 nucleotides long. RefSeq lists its product as uncharacterized. The transcript is spliced from 3 exons. Gene Ontology annotation, cellular component: cytoplasm. Gene Ontology annotation, biological process: tRNA export from nucleus; protein phosphorylation. The record is from RefSeq and is a predicted model, not a curated record. Gene Ontology annotation, molecular function: protein kinase activity; ATP binding. Lineage: Eukaryota; Fungi; Ascomycota; Pichiomycetes; Pichiales; Pichiaceae. The coding region runs from base 1 to 2052 and encodes 683 amino acids.
AUGGAAUUUCUUACACGUGCUGUCGAGUCCUUCACGGGAAACUCGAUUCCUUACUUUUUAAAAGAGAAACUCGUGCUUGAUAUAGCAAGCGGAGCUGGAAACUCGCAUUCAUUGUGGAACAUAUACGCGGGAGUGUCCACGAAGGAUGAUUCACUGGUGACGGUGUUCGAGUUCGACUUGAAAAAUCCACAGAUGACUAGAUACAUAUCGCUGGCUCAACAUGCCUAUCGAAAGUCACGAAGCUUGUCAUUGUUGCCUGGGGUGCUCACUGUUGUGGAUUCCAUUCAAAAUGAUCAGCACCUAUAUAUAGUUACAGAGAGAGUGAGGCCUCUAAUGAAAAUGAUUAGUACGAGCUACCCACUCGAUCCUUAUCCUGAGGAUUUGGCUCUUCUCGGAAUCUAUCAGAUUGCUUCUGCUAUAAAGUUCAUCAAUGUCGAGGGUUCCUCCGUUCACUGUAACGUGUGCGAGGACUCAGUAUUCGUGACUAUGGCAGGUGAAUGGAAGCUCGGUGGGUUCGAAAUCUUGGUUAAUAUGAAAGAACGCAAUGAUUUCACCAUUCUUUCCUCGGCAUAUCAGCUUCCAACGUUCCAGGAGACAUUAACUCCUCCAGAGUUUGCAAACGCUGGCGCUCAAUACUUCAACACGGCUAAAGCAAAUUUUGCUGUCAAGUUCGAUUCCUUCAAAUUUGGUGUAUUUGCAUGGCGAUUGCUCAAAAACGACAACUCUGACAAUUCUAUCUCUGUUCAGGAUAUUCUUUCUGACACGAGCUGUAUUCCAGCCAGUAUGGCUCCUCAUUUGAAGAAAUGCUUACAAUCAUCAGUCUCAGUUCGCUACAGUAUUCAGCAGUUUUUGAAGUUCGGAGAAACGUCUUUUUUUGAUACCCCUCUCAUCAAUCUCUGGAGGAGUUUGAGUGAACUUGCUUUGAAAGAUAACGAUGAGAAGAUGGAAAUUUUUCAGUCUUUUGAUGAGAUUGAUUCAUUACCCAUCGGUAUGUUUGAAUAUCGAAUCCUACCUGAUCUUAUCAACAGUUUCAACAAUCUCGAAUCUAAUGAAAAUAACGCCCAGUCAAUUCUGUUGUAUGUUAUUCUAAAGAAUAGUUUACACCUUACUCAGGCCUCCUUUGACAGAUUGUUGAAACCCGUAAUUUUUAAGGCGUUCUCAUAUCCGGACAGGGCCAUUAGGAUGACUCUUCUCAACGCCCUACCGCAAAUAGUAAACCAAUUUAGCAAUUAUGAGAUCCAAGGCCAGAUAUAUCCGAACUUGGUUCAAGGUUUCAAUGAUACCAACGCUGCCAUCAGACAGGAGACUAUCAAAUCGGUUAUCUUCAUAGUCUCGAAGAUAUCUGAUAGACAGCUAAACAAUGAUUUGUUGAGGUAUUUAGCGCGUUUACAAAGUGACGAGGACUCUGAAAUCAGAACUAAUGUAGUGGUAUGCCUCAUCAAAGUUGCUGAGCACAUGAACUCAAACUCACGAAUUGCUGUUCUCACCACUGCAUUUGGUAAGGCACUCAAGGACACUUUUAUUCCUACGAGAUUAAAUGCACUUGUGGCAUUUCUUCGGAAAGAGGCCGAACAGACGAUGGAAUUGUACCUUACAAAGAUCCGCACGGAGGCAUCAGAGCUGCCUGACGAAGACGAAGAAACGUUGAAGAAAGAACAGGAACAGUGCGAUAGUUUCGCUAAUGGAUUCAACUCUUUAUCCCUUAACAAAGUGGCUCUUAAUUCUAAGAAGACGCUCUUUGGAUUUGGAAAUACUGGAUCUUCUGCCAGUCUUACUAUGGCACCAGCCGAAACCAAAUCCAGAGGCUCUACUCCUGCUAGUAGGGACGAGAUAGUCGACGAGUUAGAAUUUGAUGACGAUGGUUGGGACUUAGAUGAAGAUCUUGACGAGCCAGCCCCAACGGUAACAUCCACCGCUCCACCUUUACAAAAAAAUAGUAGUCGGUCAAGAGUCGCCCCUUCUAAACACAAGGGUUUAAAGCUACAGGCAAAAAGCAAGCUCAACCUGGAGCUUGAGAUGGAUGAUGAAGGCUGGGGAGAUGAAUGCGCUUGA